GCGGAUUUUAGACGGCAUGCACCACCGGACUCACUCACUCUGUUGAAAUUUCAGCACAUCUCUUACAUUUCUUUGAUUUAGAAUUGAAGAAAUUUUAGGAAAUUUCAAAAGGAAACAGUCGUAAAAAUGGCUCCUCGCUACGAGAUCGCCAUUGGGUUGGAGAGAGGUCAUAAAACCAUCAGAAAUAAGCAAACUCCACGACCUGUGGCAAAUAAAGGGAAGCAAACUAAGCACAACAAGUUUGUUCGAGACAUUAUCAGAGAAGUUGUUGGUCACAGCCCUUACGAGAAGAGAGCUAUGGAGUUGUUGAAAGUUUCAAAGGAUAAGCGUGCCCUCAAGUUUUUGAAGAAGCGACUUGGCACCCACAUCCGAGCCAAGAGGAAGCGUGAAGAACUUUCAAAUACUUUGACCCAGAUGAGAAAACAAGCUUCGGCGGCUAAAUAAUUCCGUUAUUGUUGACUUAUCUAAUUUGUAUUUUAAUUACGGUAAAGCAAUUGGGAUUGACGUCCUAAUAAAUGUCAUCUUAAUCGGAUUUAUACGAAUUUA
Molecule: messenger RNA, 546 nt
Organism: Folsomia candida
Lineage: Eukaryota; Metazoa; Arthropoda; Collembola; Entomobryomorpha; Isotomidae
Gene: RpL36
Product: 60S ribosomal protein L36
Exons: 3
Coding region: 127-444 (105 amino acids)
Biological process (GO): cytoplasmic translation
Cellular component (GO): ribosome; cytosolic large ribosomal subunit
Molecular function (GO): structural constituent of ribosome
Source: RefSeq, a predicted model, not a curated record